GUGGCACGACAUUGCUGCUAAGAGGUAACUUGCUGAGCAUUAGUUGUACCCUGCAUGACGGCAUGUGGCACGACAUUGCUGCUAAGAGGUUCGGCAACGUCCUGGAGCUGACAGCAGACGACGGCGACAGGGAGCUACAGAGGCUGUCACAGGAGGAAGAAAUGUCAUCACUCGCCGCUCCUGUGCAGUGGCGGGAUGAACAUUUGUGGGGAGCGGAUGCUCCUCAUCCUGGCGGUAAAUCUCCCAGAUCCGUUGGCGAAAAGCCCGUCAUUCACACGAAUUUCAAAGAAGGCUGCCUGGACGACGUGCGUGUGAACGGUCGACGGCUGCCGAUGCCCCCGGCCCUGAACGCCACCCGCUGGGGGGCUGUGGAGGCUGCGCUGGACCUGGCGUCGGGGUGCGUGCCACCUUCAGCCUGUGUCAACGCCACCUGCUCUCCGCCCUACAAAUGCCUGGAUACUUGGAAGCAGUUCACGUGCGACUGCGGCGAGGGCUUCCAGCUUAGUCCCGACGGCUCCUCCUGUCUGGAUGUGGACGAGUGUCGCUACGAGCCUUGCCUCAACUUCGCCUCGUGCUCAAACUCGGUGCCAGGCUACCACUGCUCCUGCACUAGCGGCUACGCAGGCCACAACUGUGAGCAGCAGGCCGGACCCUUGGCCUUCCCCCUCGGCGGCCUGCCUGUCCUGCUGGCCUUCACCUUCUCCCUCGCUGCUGUCUUGGGUUUGCUGGCGAUUGCAGUGUCAACUUAUUUUCUAAGGCGCCGGAAACUCGAACUCAAGACAACGUCAGUCGACGGAGCAGCAAGUAAACAAAAACAACAACAAGUCAUAACCUCAACAAUCAUAGACUCCUCCAACCUCUCCCCAGUGCCUUCUAAAGAAUCUAAGAAAACUAUUUCCAUAGAGGAGCCAUCUAGCGAUAAGCAAUUUCCUAAAGAAUCGAUGAAAAACAUGACAUUAUUUUCAAAACCUUCUUCGAAAAAUGCAGCGCUUUCCAAAGGACUGCAAAGGAAGAGUUCAUCAUCCAAAGAAUCCUUCUCUUGUGAAGGAAUAAAUUCAGUAGCCGGCCACGCCAUCGAGGUGCGCUACACGGCCAGCGCCGCCACACACACGACACUCGCGCCCAGCGUCUGCGAGCUGCACGCGCUCCAGCACGACGCCGUGCCUUGCUUAGGGCGCUCCAACCCCGACGCCGUGCCUUGCUUAUGGCGCUCCAACCCCGACGCCGUGCCUUGCUUAUGGCGCUCCAACCCCGACGCCGGGCCUUGCUUAGGGCGCUCCAACCCCGACGCAGUGCCUUGCUUAGGGCGCUCCAACCCCGACCUCACAGGCGAGGACGUGACGAAGUCUGGCCAUGCAGGGCCACUGAACGCUCUAACGCUCAUGGCACCUCGAGGCUAUAGAGACGAAGAUGAGGUCCAGCACAACAAACUGCGAGAUGUUAUAA
Messenger RNA from Hyalella azteca, 1446 nucleotides. Its product is annotated as protocadherin Fat 3-like. Lineage: Eukaryota; Metazoa; Arthropoda; Malacostraca; Amphipoda; Hyalellidae. Gene Ontology annotation, molecular function: calcium ion binding. The transcript has 7 exons. The annotation marks the transcript as partial. The record is from RefSeq and is a predicted model, not a curated record.